Molecule: messenger RNA, 1967 nt
Organism: Agrilus planipennis (emerald ash borer)
Lineage: Eukaryota; Metazoa; Arthropoda; Insecta; Coleoptera; Buprestidae
Gene: APC7
Product: anaphase-promoting complex subunit 7
Exons: 9
Coding region: 141-1850 (569 amino acids)
Biological process (GO): cell division
Molecular function (GO): protein binding
Source: RefSeq, a predicted model, not a curated record
UAGACAGUUAAAAUACAAAACUAACCUCAGUAAAUUAAUCGAAAAUUUAGUUUUACCAUUUGUGUUUGUCCAGAAAAUCACUGUUGUAAACUCUUAACGUAUAAUUUAAAAUAUUAUCUACCUCAACUGAAGAACCAAAUAUGAAUAACAUUCUAAAGCACAUUUCCAUCUUGCACAAUCACGAACUUUACUCAAACGUGGUUAAAUUGGCAGAACUUACCGUAACAGUUUGUGAACAGAAACCAGACUUUGCAACACCUUCACAAAAAUUUCAACUCCAUGUUUAUUAUGCAGAAGCCCUGUUCCAUGUGGAGCGUUACGAAAUUGCCGAAAAAAAUUACAGUCAAGCUUUGCAAACACGAAAAUACAUGACAAAAAUAAAAAGUUCCUCAAACAAAAACAUAGAUGAACUAAAACUUAUGACUGAUACCGAAAUAAAGUUUAAAAUGUAUAAGUGUUACAUAAAGCUUAAACGUUUUUUAAAUGCUAUUGAAAUAUUAGAAAGCAUUCCAGCUAGAAAUAGGACUCCCAAAGUUAACAUGGCUUUAGGUAACUUAUAUAAAGAUGUUAACCAAGAUAGGGCAGCUAUAACAUGUUUUAAAGAAACACUAAAAGAGUGUCCAUUGGCUUUAGAAACUGCAGAAAAUCUUUUAAUGUUAGAUGUAAAGGGAGUUGAAGUUAAUGCUCUAAUGGUUGAUGUUACCAAUGAAAUUAAUUGGAUUAACUUAUGGUUGAGAGCUAAGACUCAGAUGCAUGCUAGAGAUUUCAAUAACGCCAUUAUGAUAUUCAAAAGUUUAGACUGCACUGGCAUGCUAAAAGACAAUGUUAAUCUUUUAGUUAAUAUGGGGUACUGCUACCACUAUUUAUGUAAUGAAAAUGCUGCCAUAUCAGCUCUACAAAGAGCUGUAAGAUUAAACCCUUUUCUGAAAACUGGACGAGAUUUAUUAGCUAAUUUAUUAACAACUUCAAAUGAUAAAGAGUAUUUAAAGGAUUUGGAAAAAUUAAUGCCAACUGAUAAUGAUACUUCGUUAUUAUCACAUGAGGACUGGACAGUGAUGGCAUACUACAUGUAUUCUCAAAAGAAAUAUGAAUUGGCCGUAUUUUUAACAGAACAAGCCUGCAAAAUUGAAAAAAGUGUCGAAGCUUAUCUGCUUAAGGCCAGAAUGUACACACAGCUUAACAAAUUUUAUGAUGCAUCUUCAGACUUAAGACAGGCUUUACUUAUUUGUCCUUACAGAUUUGAUUUGCACAAGGAUUUAGUUCAACUCUACUUAGCCACUAGUCGCUUAAGAGAGGGUAUUGCUGCUGCUAAUAACGCAUGUAAACAACUCAAUAACAGUCCCCCUUCACUUACGUUAUACGCAUCAGCCUUGUUGAAAGAUACUAUGAAUGCAACUAAAGCAAAGGGAAUCCUCGAAAAAGCUAUAAGUGGUGAUUCGCCCUAUUUACCAGCUGUUUACCUUCUAAUCGAUAUUUUGAAACAAGAGCACGCCUUUGAAGAUGCCAUAAAAUUAAUAAAGAAAAUCAUUGAUAACACUUCUUCUUCCAAACUACACCAACUGUUAGCAGACUGUUAUGUUCGACUUCAAAAGGAUGAGGAGGCUUUUCAUCACUACAACGUUGCCCUAAGGAUUGAUCCUUCGAAUCAAAAAGCUCUGGAGGGUAUGGAUAACAUUGGAUGUUCUAUUAAUACAAGCAAAGUGGAGUCUACAUGUUAUGUGACUGCUCAUGGAGACUCUAAUACUUAUCCGUCUCAAGCAGAAACGACCCAAGACAACGAGGGCGACCCUGAUAGUGAUACAGACAAUUGGCCAAACAGUGGUGGUCACAUCAUGUCUUUCAGUGUUUAAGUAAAUUAUGUGUAUACAUAAAACAAUAAUCAUCUUCAUGUCACAAGCCAGGCUUAAAUUUGGGCCUGACAUAGGGAGGAGGACUGGGUCUCAUGUGAACAUCUGAACUUAAAGGAA